Haplochromis burtoni (Burton's mouthbrooder) is the source of this 4129-nucleotide messenger RNA. Its product is annotated as C-terminal binding protein 1. NCBI's taxonomy places the organism in Eukaryota, Metazoa, Chordata, Actinopteri, Cichliformes, Cichlidae. Gene Ontology annotation, molecular function: oxidoreductase activity, acting on the CH-OH group of donors, NAD or NADP as acceptor; NAD binding; transcription corepressor activity. The transcript is spliced from 11 exons. The record is from RefSeq and is a predicted model, not a curated record. The coding region runs from base 373 to 1704 and encodes 443 amino acids.
GCUCUCAUAAACGCAGCAGCUCUUGCAAACUGUGUGUGCUUCUUUUUUUGGUGACAGAGAGCUGGAAAGACAGAGAGAUUUUCUGUAUUAGAAAGUGAGAAAGGAAGGGCAGGGAGGUACCUAAAGACAGCGGGGAGGGAGGGGUAAGAGAUAGAGAGAGCAGGCGAGCGAAGGGGACGGAAGGGAGGGGAGAGAGAGAGAGCGAAAAGAGGGGGAGCACAUGUGUAUGCUUGUCACUAAGGGGCUGGGAGAAGGACUAAGGGAAGCGAGGUAGCUGGCCACAGCCGCCAUAUGCUGACUGGAUUCCUGUUCAUGUCUGCUGUGUGAAGACUGUAGGUUUCUGUUGUGUGCUGGCCGGCUGGGGAACACACCAUGGGAAGCUCACAUCUCCUCAACAAAGGCAUGCCUUUAGGCAUCAGGCCCCCCAUUAUGAACGGGCCCAUGCAUCCGCGCCCCCUGGUGGCGCUGCUGGACGGGCGAGACUGCACUGUGGAGAUGCCCAUCCUAAAAGACGUAGCAACCGUAGCGUUCUGUGACGCUCAGUCCACACAGGAGAUCCACGAGAAGGUCCUAAAUGAAGCUGUAGGAGCGCUGAUGUACCACACCAUCACUCUAAUGAGAGAAGACCUGGAGAAGUUUAAAGCGCUGCGUAUCAUCGUCCGAAUCGGCAGCGGUUAUGACAACAUUGAUAUUAAAUCUGCUGGAGAACUUGGCAUAGCUGUUUGUAAUAUGCCAGCCGCCUCCGUGGAGGAAACGGCAGACUCCACGCUGUGUCACAUCCUCACCUUGUACCGACGCACCACCUGGCUGCAUCAGGCUCUGCGGGAGGGGACCCGUGUUCAGAGUGUGGAACAGAUCCGUGAGGUGGCAUCGGGAGCAGCGAGGAUCAGAGGAGAGACCCUGGGACUCAUCGGGCUCGGUCGAGUGGGCCAGGCUGUAGCCCUGCGAGCCAAGGCCUUUGGCUUCAGUGUGAUUUUCUAUGACCCUUAUUUGGCUGACGGUGUAGAAAGAUCCCUGGGAUUACAAAGGGUCACCACACUACAGGAUCUGCUCUUCCACUCUGAUUGUGUGUCUCUGCACUGCAGCCUCAACGAACACAACCACCACCUGAUCAAUGACUUCACCAUCAAACAGAUGCGUCAGGGGGCGUUUCUGGUGAACACAGCAAGGGGGGGUCUGGUGGAUGAGAAGGCUCUGGCUCAGGCCUUGAAGGAGGGAAGGAUACGUGGAGCUGCCCUGGAUGUUCAUGAGUCAGAGCCUUUCAGUUUCAGUCAGGGUCCGCUCAAAGAUGCCCCCAAUCUGAUUUGCACACCACACGCUGCCUGGUACAGCGAACAGGCAUCACUGGAAAUGCGAGAGGAAGCAGCCAGGGAGAUCCGAAGGGCUGUGACAGGUCGCAUCCCAGACAGUCUAAAGAACUGCGUCAAUAAAGAGUUCCUCACCCAGAACAACCACUGGGCAGGUGUUGACCCAGCUACCGUCCACCCUGAGCUCAAUGGGGCAUACAGGUAUCCCCCAGGAGUAGUGAACUUGCCAUCUGGCGGCCUCCCUCCCCCUGUUGAAGGCAUUGUACAGAGCGCCGUGCCAAUCGCGCACACCCUUCCGCCCGCCGUCACACACCCUCCUCACGCCCCGUCUCCCGGACAGAACACAGUGAAGCCACCAGAGGGCGACAGAGAGCAGCAUCCAAAUGACCAGCUGUAGCCCCUCCACAAACACAAAACACACACGUUCCCGUGUUGUCUAGUGACUGGUGGUGGUUGGCACAGCAACCGGUGUCAUUGCGAUAAGUUCUCUAGUGACAAUUGUUAUCAGGUUUGGUGUCAGAUUGACCGGUUGACGUCCCAAUUACAAUCAAUUCAAGAACUCUCUGGCAACUGGUUUCCAACAGCCGGUUCACACUCCAAAGAGGAAGACAAGGAAGGUGGUGAUGAAUUAAAGAGCAAGGCAGCUGUCUGCUGCCCCGACCAGAAGUUGGUCUUCCGAUCGCUGGAUGAUCUUCAGAUUCUGUGCCAGAAGUAAAUAAAAAAAACAACAACAUAACAAUAACUAUCUGUUGAUUUGGGAAAAAAACUAGGAUCAAAUUCCUCUGUCUUAGACUGUAGUGUGUCCAAAGUUAGAGGGGCGGGGUUUAUGUCUUUCUCUCUUUUCUGUGUCUUUUCCUUAGUUUGAUGUACAAGAAAAGUUAGUAGGUUAUAAAAUGAAUGUAACCUGUCUGUGUACAGUUUUAGACUUAAAGCAAGAAGAUACUGAUAUUUGUAUUCGAGUCUUAACAAAAGCAAAGGUGAUCUCUCUAUGUAGCUGAACCAGUUGGAGAAUACAAUAUCCGUUUUUUUUAUUUUAAUGUCCCCAAAUUAGCAAGCCCCCCCAAAAAGAGGCAGCUUUUUGCACACCAUCUCAGGAGAGUAAGUUUCCGCAGUUGGUAUAUUAGUUAUUUUUUGUUUCUUUUUGUUCUUUUUUUUAGUUUUGUUUUAUAAAUUCUUUUUUCAUGCCACUUAGUGCUUUUGUUUUUCUACCUGCUUGCCUUUUCGUGUCCCGCUACAUUAGAAAAAGAACUUUAACAAGAGCUAAAGUUGAACUGAUGUUUGCUUUUGUUAGUUAUGUUUAAGGGGCAUGUGACUUUGCUCUUGGGACUUGUCUAAAUGCUUGACCGAAAUCAAGAGGGUUGUGGGAGGAAAGGCUGCAAGAAAGCGGUAAAAUGGUAUGCCAAGGCUGGGAACUUAUCUCCUUGUCUCUAUUAAUAUAUAUGUCGACAAAAUGAUGCACUGAGAGCUUGUAGCAGACCGCACUUUGAGAAACAAGGAUGUUUAUCUUGUCCUGUCUAAUGAUACAACAGUACCCCUAUCACACACAGUAAAUGUGCAGGUCAUGGAGCAUGAACAGUUUGAUGAAUCACUGAGUCAUGGUUCAUCAUGCUGCAAAGUCAGUAUAUUACUGAAGUUGCCCUUGCAGAUAUAGAUCUCUCCAAUCAGCCCGAAGAGUUGCAAAACACUCAACUUUCCAUUUAAAGUUUUAAACUCACUCCCAGAUGUCACAUCUAGUUAAGCAAAGUUAACGUUUACUGACAGAUGAGAAACAGUCAUGUGAAAUCUUCCUACUGUUUAGGACAUUUUAAAAUUCAAAGCAAAGUCAGUAAAUAAAAAUAAAAAUCUCAUUUAUCCAGACUACUAUCCCUUUAACAUUUCAAGAUGGGUCCUUCCUUGAGUAUACCGUUUAGCCACUCUCUGUGGCCUCCGUGUCUAUGUGUACAUAUGGUGUUCUGCCUGCCUGUGUCAAUGUGAGUUGGUUGUAUCUGUGUCUAAAAAAGCAGCACUGGGAGGAGGGGUGGUGGCUUGUGCUCUCCACAAACAUCAAUACAAAGACUGCCAUUAACAAAAUACUUAAUACGAACUAUAAACACCUGAAAUUGAAACUGAUUCCAAACUUAGCCUAGCAAUCUCUCAGAAAUUAAAUCUCUUACAGGUUACAUUCCCACAUAACAAGAAGAGUACAGUGUCAUGCAAGCGUAAAACUCUGCCAAACCCUUUUCUCGCGUGCUGAUGUUAACCAGCCAUCUGAGUGAAGGUGCUUUCUGAUCCCCUCCUACCAGCAGCUGAGUAGUAAAAAAACAGUUUACUGUUGCCUACCUGGUCUUCUUCAUGGUUAGGUAGUAAGCGUAGCAAUCAGGGAUGGAAAUUUUGCCAGCGAUAUCUGAAAGGGGCGCCUCAUACUGAAGGUACUGCCAGGCUAGAGCCCCAAAAUCCUCAACAUCAUGCUGAACUGUUUUGAACUUGAAUCUUAAACAAGAUGCCAUUCUUUUUCUGUGGACGAAAGUCUUCUGCUUGUUUCUUUCUAAAACAAACUGCGAGCAUUCCUUUAUUAAAAUGAUGGGCGCCACAUCAGAUUAGCUUUUUAAGUGUCGAGGUGCUCCUUGAAUUUCCAUCCCUGGUAGUAACACACAGUCCACUGUUGCCUACCUUGGUCCCCUUUAUGGUAAAGUAGUAGGCGUAGCAAUAUACAGUAUACAUAAUCUAUAUUCUACAGUAAAUAUCAUUAUUUUUGGUCAAAACUGACAACCUGACAAAGAUACGUUUGUGACUGUAUGCAUUUGUAUGAAUUAUUUUAAAAGAAAUAAACUGUGGAAAGGUGA